GGCGGGCGGCGCUGGGGGCUGUGACGCCGGACUCGCGAAGGUUCCAGAGGCGCCGCGCGCGGUAGGCGGGCCGCGGUGUGGUGCAGGGUCAGGGUCGUCGCAGGGCUGCGGGCGCUGCGAGUCACGUGGGUGCGGCGUUUCCUGUUCUUUCCCCCGUGGGGCUGCGGCUCGUGCCUUGCCUACCCAGCCGGACCAUGGCUUCAGCUGUGGAGGAGCUACAGAAAGAUCUUGAAGAGGUGAAGGUGCUGCUGGAAAAGGCCACUAGAAAGAGAGUACGUGAUGCUCUUAUAGCUGAAAAAUCCAGGAUUGAGACUGAAGUCAAGAACAAGACGCAGCAGAAAUCACCAAGGAAAGCAGAACUUGACAAUGAAAAGCCAGCUGCAGUGGUUGCUCCCAUUACAACGGGAUAUACAGUGAAAAUCAGUAAUUAUGGGUGGGAUCAGUCAGAUAAGUUUGUGAAAAUCUAUAUUACCUUAACUGGAGUCCAGCACGUCCCCACGGAGAAUGUGCAGGUGCACUUCACAGAGAGGUCAUUUGAUCUUUUGGUAAAGAAUCUAAAUGGGAAGAAUUACUCCAUGAUUGUGAACAAUCUCUUGAAACCCAUCUCUGUGGAAGGCAGUUCAAAAAAAGUCAAGACAGAUACAGUCAUUAUCUUAUGUAGAAAGAAAGCGGAAAACACACGGUGGGACUACCUGACUCAAGUUGAAAAAGAGUGCAAAGAGAAAGAAAAGCCCUCCUAUGACACUGAAACAGAUCCUAGUGAGGGACUGAUGAAUGUUCUAAAGAAAAUUUAUGAAGAUGGAGAUGAUGAUAUGAAGCGAACCAUUAAUAAAGCCUGGGUACAAUCAAGAGAGAAGCAAGCCAAAGGAGAGACAGAAUUCUGAGACUUUAAAUUUCUUUCGGGAAUUGUGAUGUGGAAAUAAUGAUGUUUCCAAUAAGGACAUGUUGGUGAGCUGCAGAUAAUUUAACAGAUAAUUUUACAGAGCCUUCUUCUAAGUAAAAGCAAUGAAUUCUCCUGCUGGAGGAUUUAUUUAAAUAAAAUAUGCUUAUUCAACAGUUCCUCUAAAGAUGGUUUCCUUAGUAAACUGGUCAUUUUGUUCAAGAAAGAUUAAUAUUUGCAUUCUCAUGUGAAAUGUAAAGAAGCAAGUCUUGCCUAAUGAAAAUGCCAUAUUGUGUGUAUUUUUGUUCAGCUAGGAGGUGGGGGAAAAAAUGUUACCGCUUGUUAAGUUCUUGACAUCAGUUCUCACCAAUGUAAGAACAAGUAAAUAAAACUUGAAUUUUUUCAGAAAA
Messenger RNA from Myotis myotis, 1290 nucleotides. It is a transcript of the gene CACYBP, whose product is annotated as calcyclin binding protein. Gene Ontology annotation, cellular component: nucleus. NCBI's taxonomy places the organism in Eukaryota, Metazoa, Chordata, Mammalia, Chiroptera, Vespertilionidae. The transcript is spliced from 6 exons. The record is from RefSeq and is a predicted model, not a curated record. The coding region runs from base 195 to 884 and encodes 229 amino acids. Gene Ontology annotation, molecular function: ubiquitin protein ligase binding; S100 protein binding; tubulin binding. Gene Ontology annotation, biological process: heart development.